CCCUGGACCAAUGUAUCUUGGUCGCAUGCAUUCGUGCCAUUCCUCGAGUCGCAAAUGAAGUGAACGUCUUCGCCGCAAUCUGUGCGCUUUCGGCCAAAUUCCCAUGGAACAAUCUUCAGUCAGAUCGCAAUUCUUGGCCCCGUUGACACCAUCGUCCGACGUCUCAUUGUCGUGUUGAACUCCGCACAUUUGCUCGUACAAUCGCGUAAGACCACGUACUUCAAGUACAAUCGUGGUUAUGGCCGACGACAACCAGCGGCUUGCGACCUCAAGGUCAGCGCCAGCCCUCCACGCCUCCCCUUCCACAACCGAGGUGCCUUCUGAGAGUACCGAACCAGAGCCAUAUCUGGUCCGCCACGGCUCCAAAACUUUUCGGGCUCCGCGACGAACGUCAACCCAAGAACGUCUCGAUGAAAUUCUCAAGGUCAGUGACACAUCCUAAACACCUGCAAUCAACAGUGACCGGGGCAUAUAUCGGUGGCUGGAUCUUGAUGCCAAGAGUCCAAGCCAGGGACCCAGACGAGCCAGACUCCUAGAGAGGUUCUCGCCGGACUGUUGGCGAAAGUUGCAAGCUUCAAAGCUGUCUUAACCACUGGACACGCCCUUUUCGACAUUGCGAUUCCGGACAGUCGGUCGUCCAGCUCAUCGAGACUGCACUGUUCUUCUCGAACUAUACCGGAGUUACUAUAGUCGGCGCAGUUGCUGGCGUUCUGGUCUGAAGACAUGCUUAGUCGUACUGCUGCCCGCCAGAGGGCCGAAGCGCUCGACACUGCCAAUCCUGGUCUACAACAACAGCCUUUGCUGUCACCUCUCCUGUCGCCUCGUACCACCGAGACCACCGGAGUCGGCGAAGAUACACAGCAAGGCAUCGUAACAAGCCAACCGCUCAAUUACCAAAGUAUGGUACAAACACCUACAUCCAACUCGUCGGCGCGCAAAAGACAGACAGCAAGCCAAUCCGCCGCCCAUAGUCCGGGGGCACAAACGUCAUUGACGUAUCCAAAUAACGAGGGUGAAACUGGGAAUGAGUCGACCGAGCACCAUAAAGUGAGCAAAUGGAAGAAGAGGCUGGAGUACUUUCAGAGCAUUGAGUUAGAAAAUAAGGGUAGCGUCGCUCGUGACCAUCUUGCUUUAGAACGAACGUUUCUCGCAUGGCUACGAACCUCAUUAGCGUUCGCAUCGAUUGGCAUUGCCGUCACUCAACUCUUCCGUCUCAACACAUCGUUAUCGGACGGCAACGACGAUACUCACCAUUCGGAAACACUAAGGCACCUGGGAAAGCCGCUUGGCGCAACGUUUCUGGGUAUUAGUAUCUUGACGCUGUUUCUUGGAUAUAAGCGCUACCUGGUGGGACAACACUGGGUGAUUAAGGGCAAGUUCCCGGCCAGCAGAGGGACGAUUAUGCUGCUAUCAUUCAUUGCCUUGACGGUGAUAGUAGCAUCAUUGAUAGUGGUGCUCGCGGUACAGACGAGUGCCGCGGACGCACGAGGGUAGGAAGCGUAAGGUGAGAGAGCCUCUGCUACAGGCAAACUAGGCCCGUUACGAUAUCUGUGACCCCUGAACCGGACAUUUGCCAAUGCUGUCAGCGAUGCAACACCGUAACCGAAUGGCGAGGUGACGCCGCUAACGACAGCCGCAUCAUUCAAGCCGCUAAAGUUGUAGGCCGGGGGGGCUCAAAAACAUGGCGACAACACGGUUCGCCUUUCUCUGGGUGAACCAAAGACAGAAAGACUAGAGAAAAAUGAUAACAUUACCUGGACACAAAUGAUCAGAUGCACCUCGGCUCUUUUUCCUAUCCAACCAACGGGAAAGCAACGAUGGCCUUCUGGAGAGUCCUUCGCUUGGGCUCUCCGACUCCCCCGUGAUAACAUGGGAGAAUUCCCUGAUGUGCUCCGCUGAAAACGUGUUGAGUGGGGGCUGCUGCCAGGGCGCCAGGGGGAAGCACGUCCAGGCAUCGUCCAGUUUGCAGACCGGACCGGACUGGUGUCGAUCUUCAACCAGGAUGUACACAUUUCAACCAAAUAACUGGAUAUUUUCUU
This is a messenger RNA of Neurospora crassa OR74A, 2039 nucleotides long. RefSeq lists its product as uncharacterized. The transcript has 3 exons. The record is from RefSeq and is a predicted model, not a curated record. Lineage: Eukaryota; Fungi; Ascomycota; Sordariomycetes; Sordariales; Sordariaceae. Bases 724 to 1494 code for a protein of 256 amino acids.